ACACAGCGAUUCGUCCAUUUCGUUUUUCAUUUACCUCGUCCCCGGUGCCCAAAUUCAAAACCGCUGCCUGACUUGCGCAAUAACAUCGCAUCACGUCGAUACCAACGCGCCUUGAUCUGAAUUUUUGGUUCAUUUCCAUUUCAUAAAUGCCAGAGCUUGCUGUCGUAGACAGCCAGGCAACGGAGAAGUAUUUGCGAAUAGCAUCAAUCUCCAUUGCAUUAUAUGAUUAUAUCAUCACCCUCCCCGCAGAAUGGCGGUUCUACCGAAGCCAGUCGUCAAUUUUUCGUCUCCGUCUUGCCUGCGUCUUAUUCAUUCUCAUACGCUAUGGUAGUAUCGUGGUCAUGAUACUCAGUAAUUACGGAGUCUUCUCCACCAGCUUUACCCAAGAAACAUGUCACCGUUACUAUAUGGUGGCGCCUGUCUUCAAAGUCAUACAAACUAUGAUAUCACAGGUCAUCCUAGGUGUCAGGACAUUCAAUAUUGCAAGGAGGGAUAAGCGGAUAGGAAUUUCACUGAUUGUGCUAUACUUCGUCUCAGUUUCGCUGGAGUGGUUCACCAAUAUGUUUGACCGGAUUCCCGUCAUUGUUAAUGGAAAUUGCACCCCAGGAAAUUCUGGUAAAAUACUGUCAGCAUGGUUCUAUUACAUCGUUGCGAUGUUGUAUGACCUCGCAGUCUUGACCAUCUCCACCGUAUAUCUUCUGCGUUACAAUCCUCUCAGUAGCAGACUAGAACGAUUGGUGCGGGUCCUGAUCUAUGAUGGCAUUGGAUAUUUCGUCGUGCUAACAGGGUCGAACAUAUUUAACAUCAUCCUUUAUCAUACGUCCGAUAUUCAGACCCAGGCGGCAGGGGCAUCACUGGGUUUCGCUGUGAUAUGGAUUAUGAGCCAACGGAUUCUCAUCCAUCUACGAGAGCUGUCAGAAGCAGAGACCCGACGUGUGGACAACGUGGUCGCCGCGCGUUCCCCGCAAAUUGCUCGGGAUGUGGUGCCCGCUCUCCGACCUCCGCCCGACUCUAAAAGUUAUGAUCCUGAAUGUGCACUCGCAUCGUUUAGCAAUAUGCAGACCGAUGACAUGGAACUCGACAUAUGCGCAUGCGUUGAGCCCUCGGUGACGUUGGACCACACGAACGAAUGUGGGCUUUCCAGCUCAUGGGGUAACCCGAUGGAAAAAUAAAUCUGGGCACGAUGCAAUGUGUAACCCCGCUGUAUGUACAGCGGCAUCUGCAGUGUUAUAUCAUUCGAGGCAAUCUACACGACAAGGUAACAUGCAAGUGUCCAAAGUAUUGGACCUUGCUUCCCUUGAUUCGAAAAAUCGGACAUGUGUAUACUACGCAGAAAUGACGUUUUGUACAAGUAGAUGGAAAUAUUCCUCGAUGUUGCGAAACGAAACAACGGUCGUUUGCAUUGAGACCCGCCGGUGGAGUGCAGGAGCCGAGGCGUUAGAUACGUUGUGCCGACU
Suillus clintonianus is the source of this 1457-nucleotide messenger RNA. RefSeq lists its product as uncharacterized. The record is from RefSeq and is a predicted model, not a curated record. The coding region runs from base 147 to 1172 and encodes 341 amino acids. Lineage: Eukaryota; Fungi; Basidiomycota; Agaricomycetes; Boletales; Suillaceae. The transcript is spliced from 16 exons.